This is a messenger RNA of Saccostrea echinata, 3576 nucleotides long. RefSeq names its product sperm receptor for egg jelly-like. NCBI's taxonomy places the organism in Eukaryota, Metazoa, Mollusca, Bivalvia, Ostreida, Ostreidae. The coding region runs from base 1 to 3576 and encodes 1191 amino acids. The record is from RefSeq and is a predicted model, not a curated record. The transcript is spliced from 10 exons.
AUGGUGGAGGCUGUUUACCGGGUCAACGGAGUGAAUGUGACGACAUCGACCACAGCGAUUGGGACAAAUGAAAAUGUAAAUUUUACAAUUACUGCUACUUCUGCCGCAAAUUUUCCUCAAGGUCAAAUAAAAGUUAACAUUUCUUUCGGUGAUGACAGCACCGAUCAAACUGUGGAUUUGUCAGAUGUAACAACUUUGCAAGGGACCGGUUACCAAGUUCAGCGUCCUUAUACCUCUCAAGGCAACUAUACAGCCAUUCUAACAUUCUAUAACGAGUUGGGCUCAUAUGUUAUUUCCAAAGAAAUAUACAUUUGGGACCAACUCUCAGUAACUUUAAGUUCUGCUUUCGCAAGUAUAGCAGGGCAACCGCUUUCAUUUGACUUCAUUUCGCCUCCAAACUCAAACUUUCACUUUUCCAUAUCAUACGGAGAUGGCAACUUGUAUGAGGUAACAGAUGCAAAUUUAACUCAGUCGUAUUCUCAUAUGCCUUGGAAUCAUACGUAUACAAACAGUGGAACUUUCAACGUCACAAUGACUGCCUGGAAUCCCUUCUAUGUCAGUGUUUGUUCUUACCAAGUGACGAGUCAGGCACCUUUGUUGCCAGAUAACACAACUCUGUCACCAACAUCGGAUGAGAUUCCUUAUCCAGACGGAAUCGUGAACUUUACCUUAGUAAUGACGGCUGAUGUACCCUCUCCGGAUGCGGUGCUGUGUACAUUUGACUAUGGAGAUUCCACAGUAGAUACAAAUGAAAGCACAGUUUUUGACUACAACGUUGCUGUCACAAAGUCUCAUACAUAUACAAGUGCUGGAACAUUUACGUUUACAGCCAAUUGUUCAAAUUUAAUAAGCACCAUGCAAAAGAUGGCCACAAUAGUUGUACAUACAUUUACUAUGCAGGACUUUGGACUUCAUGUACAAAAUCCAGUUCCUAUGAACAUGUCAACGGAAGCUUUCACUCCUACAAUCGAUUAUCGGCAUCCAGUUAAACCCAAGCCGAUUCCUAGAGAAGUAGCCUUUGCGUUGACAUUAUUCAACUGUUCCAGAAUGCCUCCAAAUAUAACUGCUACGUGGAACUUUGGAGACGGAACAAUUUCAUCACCAGCAUUACAAUCAACAUUUGACAAACAACAUACCUACAAUGUAAGAGAAACUUUGACCGUUAAUGUUGUGCUUAAGAAUAAUAAUGGGGACCAAAAAACUAUCACAACGAAUCUGGUACUUGGGUUUACUACAUUGAACAGUGACAAACAAGCAGCCCCAAUUGGUACAGGCGUGUUCACAUUAACUGCUACUGGUACUCCAGGAACACCUAGCUUUGUCUUUGAUUCUGACUCCGACGACACGGCUUCUUGUACAAGUGGUGUUUGUACUGUUUCCUAUGCCAAAUACGGUACAUAUUUACCAAGUGUCACAGCAACAUACGAAAGUUUGACAGAAAUUGUAUACCUUUCUGAACCUUUGGCGGCAGACUAUGACAUGACUGGAAACCUGGCAAUAGAAUUCAGCAACACAACGGUUCAUCUACCACCCGGAACCGUCACAAUAACUAUUACCACUUCUACUAUGUCUUUUCCUUUUGUUAGAUGCAGUUUGCUCUCUGGUGAUUUGAUCGAUAACUCAUUGCAUGAAAAAGUUCAAAAUAUAACUCCAACGGAGCCAAUGGUAUUUCCCUACACCUACCAAACCCUUGGAAAUCAUAGUUUAACUGCAAAUUGUUCUAACCAUCUAACAACAAUUCCAAUUUCAAACAGUGUAUAUGCACGGAAUCCAUGUUUUACAAAAAACGGAAUAUUUGACCGACAGUAUUCUGUUAUUUCAAAUCCGAUGAAAGUUUUCACAUCUCAGGAUGUGUAUAUUUCCAGCAGAAUGGGAGUUAUUUGUGUGGAGAAGACAGCUGACUUCGGUUGGGAGAUUUUCUCAAAUUACAGUAGCGAGGAAGACAAGAUCAAAUUUCCUUAUACUAACCCUAUCAGUCCCUCAAAAGGCAAAAUGCUUUUUCCACGGGGCAAAAUAGCAGAAGGUAAAUAUUUAGUAACUUUGAACGUUUCUCUUGAUGGAACGUGGAUCAAAGAACCAAUCGUCGUCCAGUUCAUCAAGCCAGCACCAUAUGCCUACAUAGUAGGCGGAUCAAAGAAGAUGGCUAGAAAAAUGGACACAAUAAUUGACAUAAAUGCUCUAGAUGAAUCAUAUGAUGCUGAAGGAGGAUUUGGAAAGAAUGAAAAUCUUUCCUUUUCCUGGGGAUGCAAGACAGUAAAUACCUCUGUAUUAGAUGAGAUUGAGAUAAUCGUGAACAACAACUUCACAAGUUCAACAUUUGCAAUUGAGGGUUGUACUCUGGAUGCUGGACCCGUCCCUGGGAAGAAGAAACUUAAUAUUACAACAUCCCCUGGAUACAUUGUCACUGUGUCAGUCAGUGAUGGGAAGAAAUCGUCGGAGUUUUCUCAGAUGCUGAGCAUUCUGGAGGGAGAUCCCCCUGAUGUCAAACUUGAAUGUAUCAUCAACUGCAAGGAGAAAUUAGCUGUCACCUCUAGAAUGAAUGUCCUUGCGAAAUGUCUAGAUUGUACCGAAACAGAAUUGCCAUCAUACGAAUGGAGUUUGAUGGAAUUUGUCGGUUCAGAAUGGACUACUAUUGAUUUGGUCUCUAAGACAGCAAACGGAAUAAAUAAUCAAGCAUUGGUACUAAAAGAAAACACACUUGAUCCUGGUAAAAAAUACAUGGUUACACUUGAAACAACCGUAGCUUCACGUUCCGGACCAAGCACUGCAAUCAUGGACCUAGCAACCAACUACCCUCCUUACGACGGCGAAUGCUCCGUGACCCCGACUACAGGCCUAGCUUUGAAAGACAAGUUCAGCAUUGAAUGUUCUGGUUGGGUAGACGAAGGAACGAACAUGGAACGAAACCUAACAAGAGACAAGAAAAAUGGCGAACCGCUGACGUACCUAUAUGAAACUAUAACCAAACGAAACUUGUCAACUGGGAUCCAGGACGUUAAAACUGAGGUGUUCCGAGGAGGAGAGAGCACUGUUACUGACGUCCCUCUACAGCUUGGAGACCCAGCAUUUGAUUAUAACGUCACCGUCAGAGUACACAUUUAUGAUCGGAUCGGAGAUAAGGCCAUUUUCGAAAGAAAUAUCAAGGUAAAACCAAUGGAGAACGUCACACCUAACUCCAGUUCUGACACCACGGCAAUCAACUCGCUAUUUGAGUCAUUUGAGGAGGCCUUCAACAUUACAAAUGCGGGUGGUAAUGAUAUGGGGGUCGUGAGAUUGGUCAGUUCUGUCUCCUCCUACAUUGUGGACUUCUCAGAGGGCGACUCACAGGGAACAACAGAGGAGGAUAUUUUAUCAGGUAGUGCUUCAUCAUUGACAACCUCCACAACCAGUGAAGUCACGCUUCUGUAUCAAAAGAAAACUGCUGAAAUGACCAACAUUCUUUUGAAAACAGUCGAUGCUGACUCUGACACUCCAAAACAAUUCAGUGCAACGGACGUACAGCAAAUUUCGUCAGCUUUGGAAAGUAUCACACGAAGUCCAGCCUAUAUUACUGCUGAGUCAGCGGCAGGCUACUGA